GGUAAAUCUCACUACGAGCCCUGCUUUCAAACCAUUAGAACAACAACAGCAGCUGCAGGAGGAGGAGCAAAGAAAAGAUGGGAAAAGCUGAGAUUACAGAGGAGGUGGAAGGAGAUCGCGUGGGAACCACCGAUUACUACUUCGACAGAAUCGGCGAACCUCUCUCUAUCAAGGGAGACAACUCUCACUACGAUCUCGAAAACCCUCCCUCUCAGCCUCUCGCUCUCUCCCAACGCCUCGGCUUAGUUUUCAUCGCACAUUCCUCCGGGUUUAUUGUCGGAAAGACAAAGGAUGUAAUAUCUGCUUCCAAGGAAAGUAGUAAGGUUUGUAUCCAGGAGAUAGCACUUGUGGAUGUUCCUGUUGGGGACGUUCGUAUAUUGUCUCUCUCUGCUGAUGAUUCGUUCCUCGCUGCCUCCGUCGCUGCUGAGAUUCACUUCUUCUCUGUGGAUUCACUUCUUAACAAGGAUGCAAAGCCUUCGUUUUCUUAUUCGCCUGAUGAGUCGGGAUUUGUUAAGGAUUUUCGGUGGACAAGGAAAGAUAAACGUUCUUAUCUUGUUCUUUCAAACCAUGGGAAGCUCUUUCAUGGAGUUGAUAGUGCACCCCCUACACAUGUUAUGGAUGGUGUUGACGCCGUUGAAUGGAGUUCAAAAGGGAGUUAUAUUGCUGUGGCUCAAGAUAAUAGCCUGCGUAUUUUGUUGUCAAAGUUUAACGAGAAGCGGUGCAUAGCAUUAUCGUUUGACUCAUGGAUUGGUGAUUCUGAUGAAAACUGUGUUGUGAAAGUUGAUUCUAUCAGAUGGGUCCGCCAGAACUGUAUUCUUCUCGGAUGCUUUCAGCUGAUUGAUGGCAUGGAAGAAAAUUACCUCGUUCAGGUUAUCAGGAGUCCAGAUGGGAAGAUUACUGAUGGUUCGUCUAAUCUGGUUGCUUUAUCAUUCUCUGAUUUGUUUCCAUGUUCAAUGGAUGAUCUUGUUCCGGUUGGUGUUGGACCUCAUUUGCUCUUUAGCUACGUAGACAAAUGCAAACUGGCGAUCACAGCAAACAGGAAGAGCAUAGAUGAGCAUAUUGUUUUGCUUAAUUGGUCACCUAGUGAUGAUGAAAGUGCAGUUUCCGUUAUUGAUAUUGACCGAGAGACCUUUUUGCCAAGGAUUGGGCUCCAAGAAAAUGGAGACGACAACAUGAUCAUGGGACUCUGUAUAGAUAUGGUUUCUGUUGAGGGGACCGUUAAUGUCCGUUCCGGAAAUGAUGAACUACAAGAACUCCCUCCAUUUUGUGUUCUCGUGUGCCUCACUUUGGAAGGAAAGCUGGUCAUGUAUAAUGUUGCUAGUGUUUCAGGACUUCCAGCUUCAUCUGAUGUUGAUUUGGCUUCUUCUUCUUCUUCUGAUAUAGAAGAUGCUUAUGCCCCUUCAAUUGGAGAUGAUCGUCUUGGACAAUCUUCUGAAGAGUCUGAACAACAACAAAAUUCUAAUGUUGUGGUACAAAAAGAACAGAAGAACCUCAACUCAGAGAAUUCAGUUUCUCAGUUGCACACCGAACAAAGGUUCCCAAAUGAAGAAAUUUCUAAGAAAGAAAAUGUGUCUGUAAAAAGUUUAGUAACUGGGGACAACAACGUGAAACAAGAACUCUAUGCUGGAUCAUUACAAGCUGUAGAUGGUCAACAAAGCAUAAUUCCUAGGCAGUUCGGAACAAGUUUUGGGCAACCUUCUUCGUCCUUAGGAAACGAAACCAACAAAUUUGCAGGAUUCAGUCAUAUCUUCCCUGUUCCUGAUAAACCUCAGAAAGACAUAUCGGAGCAGUCUAAGUCUAUGAAUUUUCAGACCAGUUUUGGUUCAAAGAGUACACCUGGCUUAUUUGCAUUUUCGGACCCUCAGAACGCUAGUGUUACGCCACCACAAAAUACACCAGCUCGGCUAUGGUCAAAUGGGAAAGGCGUCUCACCUCCAAGUUUUGGCUCCAGUCUGUUUCCAUCGGUGAAAGAUACUCAGCAAAAGCAAGCUGAAAAGACUGGAACUGGUUAUGUGAAUCCUCCGACGAGCAUCAAAGAGAAGCCUGUACAAGCUAUUGAGACCGCUAGAGCAGCAGCGCUGAGCAUUCUAACUCCUCCGCUAGGCCAAAGUCAGGACGCUGAUGAAGGGGUAGAAAAAAUCGAGCCCCUACCGUCUAUCCGUGCUUCUCAAUUGUCACUACAAGUGAAAUCUUCCUUCGAAAAGUCCUCUAAUCAUCAGCAGCACAAAACUCCGCUCAGUGCUGGACCUCUGAGAUUUGAGCAAAACAUGUCAAAGCAACCCAGUAAUAUAAAUGAGAUGGCCAGAGAAAUGGAUGCCCUUUUACAGUCCAUUGAAGGACCAGGUGGUUUCAAGGAUUCUUGCACCUCAUUACUUAAAAGUCAUAUUGAAGAAAUGGAGCAAGGGCUUGAAAUUCUUGCUGCCAAGUGCCAAACGUGCGAGAGCAUAACUCACGAACAGCAAGGAGAGAUCCAACAUCUUCUGGACAAAACAAUUCAAGUUUUGGCAAAAAAGACAUACAUGGAAGGCAUGUAUAAGCAAACUUCUGAUGACCAGUAUUGGCAACUUUGGAACCGCCGGAGGUUGAGUCCUGAGCUUGAAGCAAAGCGGCAGCAUAUUGUGAAACUAAACAAGGAUUUGACUCAUCAACUGAUUGAAUUAGAGAGAUAUUUUAAUCGGCUUGAACUGGAUCGCUACCAAGACGAUGGAGGAUUUCCUCUGGCCCGAAGAGGUGUGCCAAAUAAGUCUGCUCCUUCAAGACGUGUGCAAUCCCUUCAUAGCCUUCAUAACACAAUGAGUUCCCAACUGGCAGCUGCUGAGCAACUCUCUGACUGUCUCUCAAAACAAAUGACCUUUUUGAAAAUCGAUUCACCUGUCAAAAAGAAUGUGAAGCAGGAGUUGUUUGAGACAAUUGGGAUCGCUUAUGAUGCUUCAUUCAACUCGCCAGAUGCUGUAAAAGCCAACAAUGCUUCUUCAGCCAAAAACCUAUUACUCUCUUCGAUUCCUGCAAGUAUAAAUGCACAGUCAAGACAACGUCACUCAUCUGGUACGAAGAGUUCUGACCCUGAAACUGCGAGGAGGAGGAGAGAAUCAUUAGACAGGAAUUGGGCUGCUUUUGAGCCUCCAAAAACAACUGUCAAAAGGAUGCUUCUGCAGGAGCAACGGAAGACGGGUAUGAAUCAACAGACUUUGUCGAGUGAGAGAGUACGGCCCACAGUUAAUACACAACAGCAAUCACUGCUUCGCCUGAAAGAUCAUGCAUCACCUGUAGUCUCCUCGAAUAAGGGAAUAAUGAACUCAUUCCAACAAGACACAUCUGAAGUUCAGUCAACACCGUUCAAAUCAAGGCCAUCUAUGCCACAAUCUAACAGUCCCUUUACCCUCUCUCCAGUACCUGCAUCAAAGCCAAGUUUCAAUUGGUCUGGAAAUAAGUCAAACAGUAUAGCUUCCUAUGCUGAAGAACCUGUCCUGUCUCAGAGCAAUGACACAAAGGCACCGACUGUAUUUGAACAGGCAGAAAAGAAGGCUGGAGGAUUUAAACUUUUUGAAGGGAAGGCAAGUAUGUUUCCUGAUAGAGCUGCUGGAAGUGUGCAGCCGCUUACUGGUGCACCUGCAUCUAGUUUCCCUGUGCAAUCUCUGUUUGGUUUCAAUACCAGUGGCAGUAUCUCUGGUAAUAAAUUAACUUCUCCUGCUGCAACGGUAUCAGUUUCAUCUUCACCUUUGUCUAGCACGUCACUUGAUUCUGUUUCCCCCUUACCUACACCGUCAUCACCUUCAUUGCCAUCCCCUACGAAAGAUUCAGUUUCAGUUCCGACAUCUAUUCCCAUCAGCUCAGCAUCAGUCCCACAAACACGUUCGGUCGCACCUACAUCUACAGUUUCAGCUACGGGGAUCAGUGUUCCAUUUGGUAAAUCGUUGACCAGUGCCAGUUUAGAUCUCAAUAAAGCAGCUGCGUCAACACCUUCUCCAUCACCUGGCCCUGCAGCUGGUUUUUCUUUUAAGUUACCAGCUUCGUCUCCGUCUUCCCCUGAAAUUGUCUCAUCUUCAACAGGCCAAUCUUCGUUAUUUCCACCAUCUUCUACAGCAUCACAAGCGUCAACUAGUCUGGUCUCUGCAACCAAUUCCUUAACAGACAGUAAUCGUUUGUUUCCAUCAACCUCUUCAUCUUUAACUCCCCCUAUUACUUCUACCCCUCCUGGCGCGUUUAAGUUUCCUCAAGUUUCUACGCCGUCGUCUACUGUGUCCAUUACAGAGCCAGUCUCAGAACCUAAAAAACCAGAGGGUCAAAGUUCCUCAAUUCUAAGUACGGGAAGUACUGCAGACCCUGUAGCAAAGGCAACAACAUCAAAGACUGAGCUGCUGCCGGUGAAAAGUGAAAUUUCUACCUCAGAGACUACAGUAACAACUCCUGUCAGUUCAUCUGGGUUCCUUUCUGGAUUUUCAUCCGCAACACAGUCUAGUCCUGUAAGUAUGCCGCCUCCUUCAUUCAGUUGGCCUGGUAGUUCUCAGCCCCAACAGCCAUCGCCGACACCUGUCUCUUUCCCUGCAUCUUUUUCAACUUCCGCAAGUCCAUUGGGUGAGAAAACUGUAGAUACACAGGAAGAUGAAAUGGACGAAGAAGCUCCAGAGGCUAGCCAGACGACUGAACUUAGUAUGAGUGGUUUUGGAGGUUUUGGGCUUGGGUCAACUCCAAACCCGGCUGCUCCGAAAUCAAAUCCGUUUGGUGGUUCAUUUGGUAAUGCUACAGCAGCAACAAGUACUCCGUUCAAUAUGACAGUGCCCAGUGGCGAGCUAUUCCGACCUGCAUCAUUCAGUUUUCAAAAUCCUCAACCAUCUCAACCGACAGGUUUUGGUGGGUUUUCAACAACACCUUCUCAAACUCCCAGUCAGGGCGGAUUUGGCCAACCGUCGCAGAUUGGCGGAGGACAGCAAGCUCUAGGAUCGGUACUUGGUUCGUUUGGGCAGAGUAGGCAGAUAGGUGCUGGUCUCCCGGGAGCUACGUUUGGUUCUCCCACCGGAUUUGGUGGCUCUAACCCAGGAAGUGGCCUCCCAAAUGCACCAGCAUCUGGUGGGUUUGCAGGUGUUGGCUCUAGUGCCAGUGGUGGAUUUGCCGCCAUGGCGUCUUCGGCUGGUAGGGGAUUCGCAGGGGCUUCUACUAGUCCAACAGGUGGAUUCGCUGGCUUAGCCUCAGGCAGUGGUGGUUUCGCGGGUGCUGCUCCAGGAGGAGGUGGUGGAUUUGGUGGACUUGGUUCAGGAUCCGGAGGGUUUGGAGGCUUUGCUCCUCCUAAUAGUGGAGGUUUCGGAGCAUCAGGAGGUGGUGGUUUUGGAGGUUUCGCUGGCCAAGGACAAGGGCAAGGGCAAGGCGGUGGUGGUGGGUUCGCAGCCUUUGGUGGCAACACGGGAGGAGGAGGAAAGCCAUCGGAGCUCUUUACACAGAUGAGAAAAUGAGACAUACAUAUCUGUGCAAUGCAAGAAAAGUGUCUCAUCUUCACUUAGAUCUAAUCACGGUCUCAAGAAAGUUGUUACUCUAUCAAGUCGUAUGCUAUCUAGAUAAUGAUUGUGUGUUUGUUGUGGACACCUUUUGUUUUAAUUGAAAGGUAGUUAUGUUAGUGAGCCCAUGCUGACUGAACUCUCACGUGGCUUAAUGCCUUUGAUAAUGGCUAAUGCUACAUUACAAUUGCGCUUUUUCAUGAUUGUGAAAGCCAAUUUGGCUUAUUUAUAUGUAGAUGUCUAUUAUUAUUUAAUCUAGUAGUCA
Molecule: messenger RNA, 5754 nt
Organism: Eruca vesicaria subsp. sativa (arugula)
Lineage: Eukaryota; Viridiplantae; Streptophyta; Magnoliopsida; Brassicales; Brassicaceae
Source: the annotation of a GenBank genome assembly